AUGUCACCCGCUUCGCAAUAUCCGGCUUUCAGAAAUGACCUGCUUUGGGAUGCCUCUCGAGCAUCCUCUGACUCUUCUCGCCCGUCCAAGCACGUCGCACUUCCUUCAAUCCGCCAGACUUUCCCAGAGCUUCAUCUUGAGGGCUCACUGGCUGAUGUGACUCCUACUGUCACAUCAGUACAUAAAGCACCCCCGCCCAUGCCUGGCUCCUUGGCAUCACCUGAAUAUGUUCACUCUCCAAAUGCUAAUAAGAAGCGACGAAUCUCCAACGAGGAUGAGCAAGCGUUUUUGAGGGCAAAGCAGGUCCCAAGGCUUUAUCGUAGUCCUGAGGCGCAGCAAACACGGCAACUUUCUCCCAGUCGGGGUCAGCCAACACAAUUGGGUGCCAAGAAUCCUUGGGCAGAGAGCCCCUCACGAAGCAACACUUAUUCUUCUCACGCCACCAGUCUUUCAGCUGCGCCAGCGAGCAGUCGAGCUGAUUCGCGACCAGCUCUACCAAGCCUUCCUUCGACUCUUAAACUUGAGAGAGACGCACCACCGAUUCACCGACCGCUGGAAACGACUACGGAACCGGCCAACAGCCCAGGACGUAGCGGAGCGAGCCCUAUGCCACCGACAAUGGAAAGACAUUCGUCGUACCAAAGCCAAGACUAUGGCUAUACCUACCAGCACCCAUCACGGUUUCAGUCUCUGUCUACGAGCUCAGUCCGGUCAUAUAGCCGUGGCCCAUUCUCACCAGGGGCCGCUUACGGACACCACUAUUCGAGCAUGUCACGAUAUACCGACCUCGGCAACCUUGGCAUCGGCAGUGAUGCAAAGCAGCGUAAGCGGCGUGGAAACUUGCCCAAAGAAACAACAGACAAGCUGCGGUCCUGGUUUGUAGCCCACCUGCAGCACCCGUAUCCGACAGAGGACGAAAAACAAGAAUUAAUGCGCCAGACCGGCCUGCAAAUGAACCAAAUUUCCAACUGGUUUAUCAAUGCCCGACGGCGUCAGCUACCAGCAAUGAUCAACAACGCGCGAGCUGAGUCUGACGCUAUGAAUGGCCGCCCCAGUGGAAGCAGUGGGGAUGGCACUGUUUUGGCUUCCACAGAGCAGAGCUCUGACUUCGCUGGCAAGCGCGAUGAUGGUUUACCACUGAGUGAUGGUGAGGGAGGUGGGUACGACGAUGAUGUGAACAAGCUCCAUUGUCGAGGACCUACCGACCGCCUAAGCCUGUGA
Molecule: messenger RNA, 1221 nt
Organism: Metarhizium robertsii ARSEF 23
Lineage: Eukaryota; Fungi; Ascomycota; Sordariomycetes; Hypocreales; Clavicipitaceae
Product: Homeobox
Exons: 3
Coding region: 1-1221 (406 amino acids)
Biological process (GO): regulation of transcription by RNA polymerase II
Molecular function (GO): DNA-binding transcription factor activity, RNA polymerase II-specific; RNA polymerase II cis-regulatory region sequence-specific DNA binding
Source: RefSeq, a predicted model, not a curated record